Molecule: messenger RNA, 1245 nt
Organism: Aspergillus niger
Lineage: Eukaryota; Fungi; Ascomycota; Eurotiomycetes; Eurotiales; Aspergillaceae
Exons: 9
Coding region: 1-1245 (414 amino acids)
Source: RefSeq, a predicted model, not a curated record
AUGGAGGGAGGAGGAGGGGGGGGUGGAAGGGGGGGCGACGAACGGCGGCGGCGGCACAAAGUUAACAUCAUCUUCUACUCAGUCAGCACCCAACGUUUGGGACGGUUGCUGGUUGCCGUUGACCUGAUUCGUGCCUCGUCCGGUUUCCGAAACCCAGUCAAGAGCCGAACAAGGCUUCGCAGUGCCUUUGGCACUGAGAAUUCUAAACCACGAGAAGAGGAACGGUUCUGUAAACUUUCUGCCGCCCAAGAGACGGCAAGUUCGGCUCAACAAUCAGAGUCUUUUCCGAAAUGUAGAACACCGGAAGGCGGCAAGCAGGGGAAAAUUGUUGAAGGCGCUAUUUCGAUCGACGAUGCUGACACAUCGGGCGUGUACCGAAAAGACAAAACCCGAUGUACUCGAUCGUAUCCUCGCCGCAGACAGCCACGGGAAAGAUACCUGGCAGGAACUUGUUGUUACCGGUCUUCUAGCCUACCAAUCACAAGACUCCAGAGACUUGCGCGGACGCAAGCGGAGAAACGCAUGAACUGUUCUAGGCCAAGCGUCAAGCAUAACGAAGAAGUGAUCCUAUUUUAUUGCUCUACUAUUAUGAGAAUAUGGUAUUGGAAAGACAUUCUGCCUAUCCAGAACGGAGUCGGAGAGUCAGAUGUCCGCGUCUCAAUCGUUACACUCAUCGCAAGGAAGACCGUAAUUUUACGCCAGUUGGUUCUGAACCCCUCCGGGGAAGGAAGGGCCAGGGCCGAGAGACUCAAAAAUACUACUACUUACUACUGUACUACUAAGGCAUCGGGCCCGGAUGGAAGGAUCAAAGGAGAACAUGGAGGGGCGGGAGGUCUAAGACUGCAUGCCCGCCGUAAGAUUGAGCUUCCGACAAGCGCAAAGCCGGAGCUUUGGUCUGGAAAGCUUAGUGAAUCUCGUAAGCAGGCAGUGCUCCGUCCGGUCGCAUUCGACUGCCCUUUCGAGCUUGGACAUUACACCGAGACAUUAUAUAUGCUUGAUGUCAUGAGGCGGAUGGAGUUCUGCAUCCCUUCUCCGCAGUUGACAGGCCCGCUUGCUCGAUAUUGGCUCCUUGGGGCGCUCAGUCCUCAUGGCACAUCCACAAUCCCACAUGAGUUAGUGGAGUGGCAUCCUGGCUUGGACCUGAGCUUCACGGCUGGGAACAAUGGUAGAGUUGCCCACUCUACUCCACGGCUGUCAAUCUCGAUUUUAGAAGUAUAUACUCCAUCAAUACUCCAUAAUGUGUGA